CGGUCAGGAGCAUAACCAGUGUGCCAUCGCGGUCACAACUACUUGUCGGGAAAAUUUUAAAUAUCAUGCGGUUUUCAUGAGUUAUGGACUGGGGGGUUUAUCUGAAGUACAUGGGAAGUGAUAAGGAAUGGCUUUUCAUUUCAGUUUAGAGUAGCUAAACGAGACUUGAGAAAUUUUAAAAUUCACUUGUUGAUCUCUGGGCGAUGAAAUAAAGUUCAUGAAUUAUGUGUUCACUGAAGUGAAAGCUAUUGAAUUUUAUGAAUAAGUCACUUUUGUAUUCGCCUUGAAAGAACUAAAAAAAGGAAUAUUCAUUUUGAUAAUAGUUUUUUUUUCUUUAUGAUUUAUUAGGCCAUUGGUUCUAUUGGAUUAUGGAUAGGGAUUGUCUCAAGGAUAUAAAAAGUGAUUUAACUAUUAACUUUAAUUGUUUAUUAUCUUUCUCGUAUGAUGUCUCCAGAUCAACUGACUCUCAGUGACCAAAGAUUUGACAAAAGGUCCUUGUUUAUUCAUUUCUUUCUGUUUCUUCUCUGGUUCUAUUUAUUAAAACCAUUAUAAAUAUUUCGGUACUGUUUGGAGAAAAACUAUAAAAACUAUAACAUACUGAGAUGGACUGAAAAACAGCUACAGACAGAUGAUUCAUUUUUGUCCACACAUAUCAAGCAUUCUCGGUAGGUUCACUUUUGUAAAAUUAUUUAAUAGCGAAAUUAAUCUUUUGUGCAAAGGAAGUGCUUAGAAAUAAUAUAAUAACGCAUUUUUACAGAAUUUUAAUCUGUUAAAGUUUGAUGAAUGGACUGAGGACUGAGGACUUCAUCCUCUAGUAGAAAUCUCUAAAUCCUCACUCUAAUGUCUUCUAAACUUUUGCGAAAAAAUGAGUUACGGACUGCAGAUUUAUCUGGACUGCACCUGGAGGAAUUGGAACGGGUUUUUUCCUAUCAGUUUGACGGCACUACGACGAGAUAGAAGUUAUCUUGAAAUUAUUCGUUGACAUGUGUCGAACUGGGGACUAGGAAAAACACCCGGCGAUGAUUUCUCAUCACAGUUAGAUAUCCGUAGAUACGUUGAUUUGAGAUUGUUAAAACUGUUACCACAUAAUCUUAUUACGGAUUUCAUUGCUAGCCAUGCCAAGUGUGAUUGAUGUCUUUGCAUUACGUGGAUAAAGUUUCCAAGGGAAUGAAGAAGUAUGAAGCACGAAGUCCUCGGAAGAAUGGGUUGAGUGAAAAUGAAGGUUCUUCACUUUCUGUAACGCUUUCUAGAUGGAAUUAUUAAUGGUGGAGAGAUGAGAGUAAUUUUUUUUGCGACAUUAGAGUUGAAGACAACAUGUUACGAACAUCUCUCAUCCUAGUCCUGUCUGUGUUCCUGCUGAAGAGCUGUCAAUGUUCGCCGUCGGAUAAUGAAAAAUCGGACGAACCUCAUCAUCGACAGAAGCGAGUCCUGUGGUUGACCAACGAUGGACGGAUAGCGUUGCCACCGGGAACUGUUAUGACGAUAACGCCGACCAUAGCACUUCCGUUUGUUCGCUACCCACCUUACGGGUUCCUGAGCAACAUGACGAUCAGUCUGCCCUUCACAAUUGAUUUUGACAAACUCGGACUAACCGACAACGAAAAUCCGUAUGGUGCCCUUCCACCAGUAUUCGACAGGGGAAUGAAGAGCCGUCAGGCUGGUAUGAUGAUGGCUGACUUUAUUGCCUCAUUCAUCAAGCGGAGACUCCACAAACGUGAUUUACAGGAGUCCCCACCGAAAAAUGCAUUUCACGGUGGGGAACGCGCACUUCUGUAUGGCACUGCUGAGGAUAUGUUGAGCACCAUGGGACUCGACGGGAAAGCAUGUUUGUUAAGGGCUAUUUGCGAAGUUCAAGGCCAUCCGCUCAAUAACUUUGGCCUGAUUGGAGAAAUGCUCAGGCUGUUCUUCACAGCAAGUAAAUCACCAUUUGCAAAUUUAUUGAAGGAAUACGUAGAGGCUGAAAAUCGGGGUAAACAGCACGGCGAGUGUUGGCCUUAUUUCAAGAAUUGUCCAAAAUCGCUGUUUCUGCCAUCAGACAACAGAUACACGCGAGAUGCUGAAGUAGAUAAUUUAGAAGCAGACUUCCCUGAAGAUGUUAACGAGGUCUUCGACUCGAGAGAGGAAGACAACAGACAUAGUAGGAAGCGGACGAGUCCAGCAAUGUAAAUUAUAAUCAACUCUGCUAGGUUUCUUAUUAAAUACGAUUCAGCAGUGAAGUGGCUACGCAAAUUAAACCCGAGGAAAAACUUGGCAAUUUGCGCGGAGAGAAUAUAAAAUUAAUAACUACUAUGGGAACAUAGUAAUCUAAGACUAUACGGAAUAACAAAAAAUUUCUGUUAUUUAACUAAAUAUUUGUGAUUUAACACAGCAAUUUUUGAAAGAAAAGAAAAUGCAGGGAUAGCAAAAUAAUUUUUAUGAAUAGUGAGAAAGUUCUGUUUUAACCGCUUCACUAUCAGGUUCACAAUUGGCUCAUUUUCAUGGUUCGGAGUGAGGUGAACACUUUGCUUGCAAAUUGGAAGGAGACAAAACGAAAAGGCAGUUCUGCAAUAGUACAAAAACUAAAAUUCUGAUAAUAGUUUUUUGAAUCAUGAGCGCUGGAUCUUUCCAUGAUUAUGAAGUAGCACAAUGUGUAACAGUUUUAGGAAUAUUAAUUGCAGCAAUUAAACCGAUCAUUUUACCACCACGAAGAGCGGCCCCAAGGAUCGUAUAAAGUUCCAGGGACAGUCGCGUCGCCAUUUCGACGCAUGGCGACAGUCAAUCACCCGAUGAUUAACUAACGUAUCAAAGAAUUUUAACGUUCAUCGUUACAAAGUCUGUCAUCGGUAUCUAGGCUUCGUUUUACGAUUGAAUUCUCAGUUUCCGAUUUUAUGUCAUCCUGAUAUAUGUAAGCAAGGUGCUGAUGUCACUCUGCAUAACAACCCAUAACUCGUUCAUGUGUCUACGCAGAGAAAAAACUUCUUUAAAAAUGACGGACCUAUUUCGUAAUCUGCCAGUCAAAACAAUAUUCGCAUAUAAUACCACAAGAGCUACGAAAUUAUCGGAUAUUUCCCGAUAGGUUCGUUAAUCUGUCAGAUACAAUUGAGGGUUACUUCAACAUUUGUUUUUUUUUAUAUAUAUCAACAUGCAAAAUUUCCAGUGAAAUUUCCAAGAAUAUCCGCUGAAAUACCGUGUUGACUAUACAAAAUAACGUCGAAUGGUGCAAUCCUAUUGGCCAAGAUUUGGAUGGGAAAAAUAAUCGCAUAUAAUACCACAAGAGCUCCGAAAUUAUCGGAUAUUUCCCGAUAGGUUCGUUGCAAACAAAUGAACGUGUCAAGUUUUCCAGUUUAAAAAUCACGAGCGCGCAGCGCGAGUGAUUUUUCUGGAAAACUUGACAAGCUUAUUUGUUUGUAGGGAACCUUGAGGGAAAUCAUCAUCACUACAUAGUAUAAAGCAAAGUCGCUUUUUCUGUCCCUUUGUCCCUUUGUACGCUUUAAUCUUUGAAACUACGCAACGGAUUUUGAUGCGGUUUUUUUUAAUAGAUAGAGUGAUUCAAGAGGAAGAUUUAUAUGUAUAAUAACAUCCACUAAAUAGUGGAGAAGUACUGUUAUUUUUGAGGUUUCUAAUGUGAUGUCGUAAAUAAUUACAUUUUUUCCGCUCAGGAUUGCACCCGUGCGAAGCCGGGGCGGGUCGCUAGUAUCAGAUAAUUUCGAAGUUCGAGUGGUAUUCGGGGGAUUAUUUUUUCCAUCCAAAUGUUGGCCGAUAGAAUUGCACCAUGAGACAUAAUUUUCAACGAAUUGUCAUCCAAUCUGUCAGAUACAAUUGAGGGGUACUUUAUCAUUUGUUUUUUUUUAUAUAGGCAACAUGCAAAAUUUCCAGUGAAAUUUCCAAGAAUUUCCGCUGAAAUACCGCGUUGGCUAUACAAAAUAACGUCGAAUGGUGCAAUCCUAUUGGCCAAGAUUUGGAUGGGAAAAAUAAUCGGUAAAAAUUGUAGAACAGUUACGCCCUUUUUCAGGGAACUUUCAGGAAAAAGUUCAGAACGUUUAAGAAGAAGUAUGAGACGUUCAGUGAAAAAAUAUGGAACUGUUUCGUAAGUUUUACUGAUUAUAUUUUUCAUCCCAAUUUCAACCAAUCAAAUGGUGGCAUUUCCCGUCACGUGGUACAAGUAAAACUGUUUUACUUUGGAUAUUUUUCGAAUAUUUCCCUGUUUGUUGCUAAGCAAUGAAAAUAUCCGAUAAUCAAUUUGUACGCGUUUCAAACCCCAAAACUGUCAUUAGAAAAAAUCAAGUUCAAAGACUUUACCUCGACAUGAGCAGAUUUGGAGGAGAAUCCUUGGAGAUUAUUGAUCAAAAAAUUAAAAAUAAUGUUCCUAAUAAUACAGUGAAGACAAAAGCCACAAUUUGGAAACAAUUCUCUGCAUUUUGUGCAUACAGAAAAUAUACGCUGGAAGCCACAACUACCAGUGAAAAACCAUACCAUAUGACGUGAAAUGCCACACAUUUAAUUGCUUGAAAUUGAAAUGAAAAAAUAAUCCAGCCACAUACCCCUCGACCUUCAAAAUUAAUCGGAUAUUUCCCUACAGUUUCCCUGCGUAGCAUCUUGAAUAUUGUUUUGGCUGACAAUUUACGGAGCAGACAAGUAAUUUUUCAAGAAUUUUUCUCUCCAUAUAUGUUAAUCGUCAUGAAUUAAUAUUCUCGUCACAAGUUGGUGAAACAAAAAAUGAAAUAAUGAAAGCAGUUAACGAGAUAAACCGCUUCACAGCUGAAUUUUUAAUUCUAUAAAUGAUGAAGGAUGAAAAUCUUUUUUCUCGAGAAAGAUUUCACACAACCAAAAAAAUAAGAUAAUGAUGUUAGAUAAGAUUGUGAUUCUGUCACAGGGAAGUGAGUAGUAAUUAUUCGGAUAGUCGUGCUCUUGGGAGAAGUCAGAAGGCUCAGAUAAACAGAUAAAUCGUGAUCGAUCUAAGCAAUUGAUAGCCAUUUAGACGGUCGCAGGAGAUGAUAUUUAAAUCUUCUGAAUGCUCUCGUAAUCCGCAAAAAGCCUUCUGAAUACCUUCUUAAUUUAGCAUACGGACUAAAGAUGAUUUAAGCCAUUGCGGGCCGUAGUACACCGGGAAUGUUGGUGUGAUUGGUGCGCUAUUCGAGGAGCCCAGUGGGGCCCGCCUACUGCUACGAUAAAACAGGGAGUGGGGUACCGUGACGUGCCGCAAUGGUUUAAUGAUACUAAUGAUAAUUGUCUUUAAUGACACCGAAAGUGAUGUUAGAUAAUUGUCAUACUACUUUAUAGUGAAGAAUAUCCAAUCCUAAUUUACCUAUUUAUUUAUUUAUUCUUAUGAAUCCCGCGGAGAGAAAUAUUUCGUAAAUUGACCGUAUCGUAAUUUUCAACAGAAACGUCAGAAAAAAUUACCGAACGUUCCGAAAAAAUUUUGUAACUCCUCCGUAAAAUUUUUUUCAACCACAUUUUCCAUCGUAAUUACGAGAACGAUACGUCAUUUUUAUUGAAUAUUUUUCUCUGUGCACUACGAAGUGAUUUCUUAAGUCAGUUUUAAAUGAAUGUCACAGUUAUUUGUAGAGAGAUUCAUGUUAAUAUUCCGUACUGCCAUAAUAUGUUUAAUACUUUGUAUUCGAUUAUCCAAGCAUUAUAGGGGAAGUGCGAAUUCAUUUGUACAGAAGUUUGUUAUACAUUAAUGAGUGUCAUUACUAGGUAGAAAAUAAAAAAUUGAAAAAAAAAAACGCUAUUUAGUCGCGUUGCUGCCAGAAUUGACGUUAGCGCCUGUCACCGCCGGGGUCAGUACUAACAUUCGUCUGCACAUCUACGUUAGUCUGUCCUCUUUGCGAAAACAGUAUACAAGUACUUGGUGA
Diachasmimorpha longicaudata is the source of this 5834-nucleotide messenger RNA. RefSeq lists its product as uncharacterized. The transcript is spliced from 5 exons. The record is from RefSeq and is a predicted model, not a curated record. Bases 1315 to 2166 code for a protein of 283 amino acids. Lineage: Eukaryota; Metazoa; Arthropoda; Insecta; Hymenoptera; Braconidae.